This is a messenger RNA of Podarcis muralis (Common wall lizard), 1050 nucleotides long. Lineage: Eukaryota; Metazoa; Chordata; Lepidosauria; Squamata; Lacertidae. The record is from RefSeq and is a predicted model, not a curated record.
AGGAGAAGUGCCAGAAAACCAGCGAAUGAACUCCUGCAGGAUAUGAGAACCACCUUGGAGAGGUAUGGGAAAAGGGAGAGUCAAGAGAAUCCACUGGCUUUCUUUCCGGAGCUGAAGAAGAGGAUCUCGGAAUUUUGUGAUAUAAAUAACCUUGUGGAAGAUGUCAUGGAACAAUUUGAAGAUGCUCUGUUACUCAAAGAACAGCUUCAGGAAGAUGAUCCAUUACUCAGAAAUCUUCAGAGAGCCAAUGUCACUCUGGAUCCAGACACAGCCCAUCCCAGACUCAUCCUGUCUGAGGAUCGGAAAAGCGUGAGAUAUGGAGACAAAGAGCAAGACCUGCCCGAUAAUCCAGAGAGAUUCAACAACCGUACUUCUGUGUUGGGACAUGAAGGAUUCACAGCAGGCUGCCAUUUCUGGGAAGUCACUGUGGAAAGUGAGGGAAAGUGGGUCUAUUGGACUGUGGGGGUCACUAGGAAGUCUGCAGAGAGGAAGGGUGACUUUGCCUUAAGUUCUGAGGGAGGGAUCUGGGCUGUGGGAAAGUCAGGAGGUGACUACAUGGCGUUUGACCCCCCUGAUUACCUUCCUCUGUCCCUGUUUUGGGAGCCCAAGAGGAUCCGAGUGACUCUGGACUAUGAAGGGGAGGAGGUGUCUUUUUCUGAUGCUGACUCAGGAACCGAACUCUACACGUUCUCAGGAGCCUUAUUCUCUGGAGAUACCAUCCUUCCUUUCUUUCACCUGUCGGGAGAUAAAACCCACUUCAGGAUUUCCUGAGGAGAUGGAAUCCGCCUCACAGGCCCAGCAAAUGUUUCUUUCUGGACCAGAAUGACUCAGAUUAAAACAACAACAGUAUUUGCCUCUCAAGGGCACUUGAGGAUUCAUUCCAGUCGAAAUAAGCAGAAAUAACAAAAUAGUCAAUAAAUUGUUGUUGUUGUUUGUUGUGUUUUUCUUUUCCCUUUCCAGAAUUUAUUCUGCAGGUGAGUUCUUAAGGAAACAGUAACACUUGACCAUUCUGAAUAAAUAAACUUUUCCUCAAAAAGGUUCAGCCUCCAU